ACACCACUUCUAUUUUCCCUUCACUCUUUGCUUCUUCCUCCCGCCAUUUCGACCAUCGAUUUUGUCACGACCGGAUCACUAUUCUAUUCAUCCACUAUCACUCCAUCAUUUAACACACCACUGUUUUGUUCAUAUACCAUCGAUCCACCAACUACCACACCAUUAUGUUUCUAAAAAAGAAGCUGCAGACGGACAACGACACAGGCACGGGCGAGAUCCAUCGUCCGCCGAUCCACCACGUCGCCAACUUCUCCUAUCCUCGCACCGACUUUGUUCACUUGUAUCGGAAAGAGCAGCCAGGUGCUCGCGAUUCCCAGGGAUCUCAGUCCUCCGCGCCACCCCUCGUGGAAGACCACGGAUCUGACAUAUCAGCGGCCGAGGACGACCCUCAGCAACUUCUAAAGGACGACGCUCAGCGACUUCCGAAAGACAAUCCUCGGCAAGUCCCAGGGGACGACUCUCGGAAACUUCUGGAGGACGACCCUCAGCAACUUCCGGCGGCGGAUGUGAAAAUGUGGAAAAGGUGGCGUGCGAGGGAAAGGAAGAGGGAGGAAGCGGAACGUCAGGCGCUUACCAACCCUACCAGUGAUCAACAACUAGCAAAAGCGUCGGCAAACCCGCCAACGACCCACAACGAUAGAAGUGUGGUUGUGCCGUCCCAGGAGCAACAACGACCCCAUGCUCCAAAGCCCCCGCCUAACGCGUGCUAUUCGCUGUUCCCUUCACCAAGCGAAUGCAGGAGGCGUGUUGCUCCCGCACCUCUACACAUACCAACAGUUCCGCAGCAGAUUGGGCUGGCACCCUCUCCGAUUUCUCCCAACUUCCCGCUCCCGCCAAGCUCACGAGGCGGCGUCACAGACUGGAGGAAUUACACAACGGCGACAUCCCGACCGGGCGUUUCGACGACAAAAACACCCGGUCCGGUACACAGCGGUUCUUUCGCCGCAAGCUCAUCUGACUCGGUACCGCUACUUCUCCGGAGCCCCGGCCCAACACCGCCACAUUCCCCUCCCAGCACAUCUUCCUCCUCCGAAGCUCCACAGUGGCCUUUGGAGCCCAAGAGGUGCCCCCCGCCAGAGGCCAGUCCACGUAGUUUCACCCUAGCCAAAAAGACAACCCGCUCCUCGCCUUCGCUCGCGAACCUCGCCAGAGCGCAACGCCAGGAGGAAGCGCUGGAACCUCUCCCGCGGAAGCCGCCGACCCCCUCCGACAUCCACGACCGGCCCCUACCACCGUUGCCGAGAGACCGGUUCCCACCCCCGCCCCCGCCCAACGUCUCGGUCUUUGAAGCCGACACGGACGACGAAGACGAGGCGCCCGAGGCCCGGCCGUCGUCCAGCGGCGACGCGAGGAACUUUGCCCGCCGCGUCAUGCACGGCCUGGUCCGCCACCAGAGCCCGCAGCGGCAGCAUGACGCGCCGCCGGACCGUGGGCAGUCGCAGGGGCAGUCGGCGGACCACAAGCGCAGCGUCAGCGACGAGGGCCCGUCCACUGCCACAGGCUCGUCCUCCUCUUCGGCGGCGGUGCCGGUUAAGGACAGGGGCAGCGGCGGGAGUGGUGCGAGUGGUGGUGGUGCGAGCGGCGGGAGGAGCGGCAUCUCGCGCACGCUCAACGCGGCGGCGAGGUACAGGUGGGGCGGGCCGGCUGCUGGUGCUGGUGAGGGGGAUGGGGCGCCCCCCCCGCGCGGGGCCGUGAGUAUGGACCUGCCGAGGGAGGGGGUGAGGGGAGAGGAGGUUGUCGCGCGCGGGAGGUCGCAGCAGGAUGGGGAGGGGUUGGAGAAAGGGGGUCGGUUUUUUGGGCGCAUCUUGAGGCGGAAGGGGUGAGAUGGGUUAGUGUUUUGACUCUUUCUUUUCUUGUUUCUUUUUUUUUGGUUUGGUUUUAUCCCCCCUGCUUGCUGGGCUGGACUUUUAUUUGUCUUCUUCUGGGGUUGGGGCAGGGACCGCUGCGCUGGUUGGGAAAGGUGCCGGGCACUCUUUCGUUCUCCCUUUUUUUCUCUCUUUAUUAUCGUGCCCUCUACGAGUUACUUCCCUUUGUCUGUUCUCCCCUUGCCACGCAUUGGUUUACGAUUACGGUUAUGGU
Messenger RNA from Chaetomium fimeti, 2079 nucleotides. RefSeq lists its product as uncharacterized. Lineage: Eukaryota; Fungi; Ascomycota; Sordariomycetes; Sordariales; Chaetomiaceae. The transcript has a single exon. Bases 165 to 1823 code for a protein of 552 amino acids. The record is from RefSeq and is a predicted model, not a curated record.